Anopheles coustani is the source of this 1353-nucleotide messenger RNA. RefSeq lists its product as uncharacterized. Bases 1 to 1353 code for a protein of 450 amino acids. The transcript is spliced from 4 exons. NCBI's taxonomy places the organism in Eukaryota, Metazoa, Arthropoda, Insecta, Diptera, Culicidae. The record is from RefSeq and is a predicted model, not a curated record.
AUGGAAAUCCGGUGGAAGCGUGGUGUACUAGCACUUCUAGUCAUCGCCGUUAUCGCAAUCCCAGCCAACGACGCAUCCUCAGAAGAACGUCACCAGCAGGGACUCGAAAACAGUUCAAAAGUGUCCGACACGAGCCAGAGCGACGCUUCCGGGGUAGAAAGCGGCACGCACCCGUCCGAAAUCGGUCACUUUCGUUCGACAGACGAGCUAAUUGGUUCGCGUGGGGCAGCCGAACCACGCCAACCCACCCACCCGGCGGGAGGAAGCUCGAAGAAGCGCCCGCCGCACGCCAAGGAGAACAAAAAGUACCGGAAAAAGUACGUGUCCGAAGCAGAUUAUCGAAAAUCGAUGCCGCACGCCGAUGUCGAGCAAGAGGAGCCACUGGAGCGCACCGGCGGACCGUCGGCCAAAUCCAGCGAGCCGCACAGCAGGAAGAAGCGCCUGAUCUGGGUUACGGACGAUGGCCGGCUGGCGCUACCGCCCGGCACGUCGCUGACGAUUGCUCCGACGAUUGCACUGCCAUUUGUGCGCUAUCCGCCGGACGGCUUUCUGUCCAACAUCUCCAUCAGUUUACCCAUAACGAUUGACUUCGAUAAGCUGGGCCUAACGGAUAACCAGAAUCCGCUCGGUGUCCUACCGCCCUUGUUUGCCCGGUCGAUGGGCCAAGCUGCCGGUUCGGUGUUGGCUGACUAUGUUUCGGACUACAUGAGAAUCCAACGGCGCAAGCGUAGCGCUCCGAGUGCUACGAGCGAUCACUUCAAGAUCACCACCAACCAUUUGGACGAUGACGAAAACCAGAGAAUGCCCCAGCUUCCGGUUGAGCACAAACAUGCCUUCCACGGAGGAGAACGCGCACUUUUGUAUGUAGUUGUCGAGGACUUUUUGGCGACCUUUGGUUUGGACGGAAGAGCAUGCAUGCUUCGUGCCAUAUGUGAGGUGCAUUCAAAGUCUUUGGAGAAGUUUGGGUUGAUUGGAGAGAUGCUGAAAUUGUUCUUCACAGCAUCAUUGUCGCCAUAUUCAGAGCAUUUAGACGAGUACGUUACGGCAGAAAAGAUAGGCCGUGGUCAGGACGGGCCAGGCGAAUGCUUCCCGUACUACAAGGACUGCCCGAAGAGUUUGUUCCGCGCAUCAAAUGCGUUCCAGCACAGAUAUCAGCAACAGGACCAGCGACGGGACGGCUCCGUACAGGAUGUCGACGAGGAUCACUUUGGCAACGAUAUCCCGAGUGGUUCGCACGAGGAAGCCGAAUAUUUGGUGCGGGAACCACGUGCCAGUCGCUCGAGAAGCGGUCACGCCAAAGAAAAUACGGUUGUGCAGUUGGAUCAGCGUGAUCUCACGGAGAUGGCAAUGUGA